ACGUGGCAAAGUCUAAACCGCGGCGUCUAUGCGUUCGAAAUGGGACAGCAGCUUUUCGACCUGUAUUCAGUGGUACUCAUGUUUUCAAGAAGUGCACUAUCUUCGUGUCGGGUGUCACGAAAAGUGCAAUGUCUGUCCUCCCCGACACGAUCAUUAGCCUCAGUAGCUAGCACUUCCUCUGCAAUACCUUCGCCACCACCUCCACGUCAAAAGUCUGCUUCAGGAACACUCAAACCUGUCCUGAAUACCGCCGUUAUCCUCACCCGUUCUCCUAUCAUUACGCGGACACCUACGCCGUUUGAACGCACUUACUUUGGAUACCAUGCGCGCAUCCAGCGCGCACUACACAACCCAUUCCCUUAUGACUUCUACUUCAAGCCUGGUUCAUUACUAGAAGGAAGGUUCAGAGAAAAGGAACGCGAACGUGAGCGCGAAGCGUUUGGUGGUCCUAGAAAGACUAGUACCACAGCGGAGGAGGGGGCAGAGGAUGCUCCUGCUGCUGCCAAAGACGUCGAGGUACUAGGCGGCGAAGAGGAAGUCACGACUGUGCCUCGGGAGCAUGAGUCUGAUAGGAAUGGAGAUGUGAAAGAUUUAAACAGGCAAGGUGAACGUAACCUGCAUCUCCUGAUACUGGGGAAGAACGCCUCAGGGAAGCAUGUUUGGCGAUUCCCGCAAGGAGGCCUUGAGCAGGAUGAACUUCUUCAUGAGGCUGCUCAGAGGGAUCUUCAUGCGGAAUGUGGUGCCAAAAUGGAUACCUGGAUUGUCAGCAGAAAUCCGAUAGGUGUCCACCAACCUUCGCCGGAAGAGCAGUUAUACGUCUUCUUCUACAAGGCACGUAUUCUGUCAGGACAAGUGCACCCAGACGGCAACAACGUCACAGACUUUGCCUGGCUCACAAAACAGGAGAUCGAGCCUCGCGUAGAGAGGCCUUACUGGCUCGGGAUUAAGGAUAUGCUAGCUGACUUCUGACUUCUAAUAUACUAAUCUAUGUGAUCUACGUUACAUUUUAGCGGCUAUCCACAUUCUGCCUAUACUGUUGGGCUUAGACCAACUUGUUCGAGAUUGCAUUGACGACAUUUUCUGCAUCUCGUCGAAGUGGCCUGGCAUUUGGUUAUCUUGUAGAUGUGCUUGGAAGAUUUCUUGACUAAAUCCGAGAACAAGAUGAGACACGAACAACGCAAAAGUUUCAACUGGAUGGUAAAGACGUUGGAUCUAUUUCUGGAUCACAUUGGAAACGAAACGUCACCUCUACCAGGUUAACUGCACAGAUGAAUUUUCUGCCGUACAGAACAUACAUACAUAUAACCACUACUAGUAUGGGCUCAUCCUAAUGGCCUAAUACAUCACCUUGAAGGUG
Somion occarium is the source of this 1357-nucleotide messenger RNA. Lineage: Eukaryota; Fungi; Basidiomycota; Agaricomycetes; Polyporales; Cerrenaceae. The record is from the annotation of a GenBank genome assembly.